UCUGUUUGUAGAUACCUCGUGCGUUUCCGUCGGUAGGUUCCGUGUAGUGGGGUUUUGUUCAGAUAGCAGCCGAUAAGACAGCUAACGAUUAGCGGGCCUCAGAUGAGCGUUCAGGUAACGCCGGGACGGAGGUGCCGGUUGGAUAAAUCCCUCGGGCAGAUAACGUCGGCAGUCAGUCGUGAAGGCCCGGUGGGGUUCCGUGCAUUUUACCAGUAACCCUAUGGUCUUAAGUGCCCCCUGUGAAUAGGCCAACUACCCCCAGGGGUCCUAGUACCCAUCGUUGGGAACCACGAUUCUAGUAUAUAUGUCUAACACUGGAGUUACAUUCUUAGCUAACAAGGAUGUAACCCUGGCACUUGUUGCUACAGCUGGUAUUAUGGCACAAUCAAUACUUUCAAGCACUCACUGCUAAGUAUUUUUAUUUUUUUUGCUCUCAACUGUAGAUAGGUGAUGAAAGCCACUCAUAAAACAAGCGAAGCCCAGCCAUUUCCCAUGAGCAGUGAGCUGAACGUGCCCAAGGGCUCCCCAGCCCCUGGGGGCUUUGAGCGGAUGCCUGAGGGUGGAGGGAUGGACUACAGGGACUGGGUGCGCCGCAGCUACCUGGAGCUGGUCACCUCCAACCACCACUCUGUGCAGGCGCUGUCUUGGAGGAAGCUCUACUUGAGCCGGGCCAAACUGAAAGCCUCCAGCCGCACCUCUGCCCUGCUCUCUGGCUUCGCUAUGGUGGCAAUGGUGGAGGUCCAGUUGGAGAUCCAGUACAACUACCCGCGAAUGCUCCUCAUUGCCUUUAGCGUGUGUACUACGGUGCUGGUGGCCGUGCACCUGCUUGCCCUGCUCAUCAGCACCUGCAUCCUACCCAACGUGGAGGCAGUCAGCAAUAUCCACAACCUCAACUCAGUCAGCGAGUCACCCCACGAGCGCAUGCACCACUACAUUGAGCUGGCCUGGGGCUUCUCCACUGCCCUGGGCAUCCUGCUUUUCCUGGCAGAGGUAGUGCUGCUCUGCUGGAUCAAGUUCCUGCCCGUGGACUCUAGUUCCGCCAACCAGGUGGCGGUGGCUGCCGCAGAGCUGGCACUAUCCAAGCUGAACUGUAGCAGCCCUGCCCUGCCACCCAAGCCCACCCCUUCGCCAGGGCACAGUGGCUGGCAGGCAGCCCUGGCCUCCACCAUCAUCAUGGUGCCGGUGGGGGUUAUCUUUGUGGUAUUCACCAUCCACUUCUACCGCUCGCUGGUGAGCCACAAGACAGAGCGCCAUCACCAGGAGAUCGAGGAACUGCACAAAAUUAAGGUGCUGCUGGAUGGGUGCGAGAGAGGCUUACAGGCAGUGUGAUCUCUUUAGCUCUUCUCUCUGUGCUCUUCCUGUCCACUGUCAAUGCCUUCUCACAUUGUUGAGAAGCACCAAAAUUCCACUGAAUAAGUGGUAGGAUUAAGGAUUUCCUUAUCCCCUAUUUAUCAAGCACCCUUUCCUAUUCAGCCUCUAGCCUGUUCAUUGUUAAUGUCUUCCUUAAAGUUUUUUUGGCAGAGAGCCCCAAAACUCCACUUAAUAUGUGGGAAGUUUAAAGGAAUUCUCAGCUCUACUAAAUUAUGGAGGUCAAAGUUCAUAGUAUGUUUGUUUGAUUUGGAAAAUAGUAUCUUGUCUCUGUGAGAGAUGUAGGAUCUGAUGUAUUGAUUCUAUUUUUAAAGAUUAUUUUAAGGGCUAUUUUGUUAGUGGUUGAUUUGUGCCAUCUCCACAUUUCAUGAAGGAAGUGGUGUCAACCAUCACAUGUGCUUAACUUGUUCUCACAAGGCUGUUAUUGUUGUCAGGCUAUGAUCAACACUGAAACCAGAGUUGUAAGCUGAGGCAGAAGCAGGUGGAAACAAAAGUCCAUUUAUUUUUGAAGGUGUUCAUGCUGCACCAAACAGCGUGUAAUGUACACUGAACAAAAAAUAUAAACACAACAUGCAACAAUUUCAAAGUUACAAUUCAUAAAAGGAAAUCAGUCAAUUGAAAUAAAUUCAUUAGGCCCAAAUCUAUGGAUUUCACAUGACUGGGAAUACGGAGAUGCAUCUGUUGGUCACAGAUACGCAUAGAGUUGAUCGGGCUGUUGAUUGUUGCCUGUGUAAUGUUGCUUCACUCUUCAAUGGCUGUGCGAAGUUGCUGGAUAUUGGCGGGAACUGGAACACAGUCUUAUACGUCGGUCCAUAGCAUCCCGAACAUGCUCAAUGGGUGACAUUGAGCAUGUAGGCCAAGGAAGAGCUGGGACAUUUUCAGCUUCAGGAAUUGUGCACAGGUCCUUGUGGCAUGGAGCCAUGCAUUAUCAUGCUGAAACAUGAGUUGAUGGCGGCGAAUGAAUGGCAAGACAAUGGGCCUAAGGAUCUCGUCACGGUAUCUCUGUUCAUUGAAAUUGGCAUCGAUAAAAUGCAGUUGUGUUCGACGUCUGUAGCUUAUGCCUGCCCAUACCAUAACCCCACCGCCACCAUGGGGCUCUGUUCACAACGUUGACAUAAGCAAACCGCUUGCCCACUUGAUGCCAUACUCAGUCUGCCUUCUGCACAGUACAGUUGAAACCAGGAUUCAUCUGUGAAGAGCACACUUCUCCAGUGUACCAGUGGCCAUCGGAAAUGAGCAUUUGCUCACUGAAGUCGGUUACGACGCAGAACUGCAGUCAGGUCAAGACCCUGGUGAGGACGACGAACACGCAGAUGAGCUUCCCUGAGACGGUUUCUGACAGUUUGUGCAGAAAUUCUUCUGUUGUGCAGCUGUCCGGGUGGCUGGUCUCAGACGAUCCCGCAGGUGAGGAAGCCAUAUUUGGAGGUCCUGGGCUGGCGUGGUUACACGUGGUCUGCGGUUGUGAGGCUGGUUGAAUGUACUGCCAAAUUAUCUAAAACGUUGGAGACGGCUUAUUGUAGGGAAAUGAACAUUACAUUUUCUGGCAACAGCUCUGGUGGACAUUCUUGCAGUCAGCAUGCCAAUUGCAUGCUCCCUCAACUUUAGACAUCUGUGGCAUUGUGUUGUGACAAAACUGCACAUUUUAGAAUGGCCUUUUAUUGGCCCCAGCACAAGGUGCACCUGUGUAAUGACCAUGCUGUUUAAUCUGCUUCUUGACAUGCCACACCUGUCAGGUGGCUGGAUUAAUUUGGCAAAGGAGAAAUGCUCACUAACAGGGAUGUUAACAAAUGUGCACACCAUUUUAGAUGUUUUUUUUUGUGUUGUAUGGAACAGUUCUGGGAUCUUUAAUUUCAGCUCAUGAGACAUGGGACCAACACUUAUGUAGCGUUUAUAUUUUUGUUCAGUCUAUUUGAAAGUGAAUAAUCUUAUUUGGGAUGGAGGGCUGCUCUUCUCCAGCAUUUUGGAUUUGAGAUCAAGUGUUUCAUGAGACUACAGAAUGUCUGUCACCUUUUAUUCUAGGGUAUUUUCAUAUAGUUUUUACUGUUUUAGAAAUGAAAGUACGGUAUCUAUUCCCCCCAUUUGAAAAAGUCAAGUAUUUGGACAAAUUCACUUUGUGUAUUAAAAAGUUUAGUAUUUUGUCCCAUAUUCCUACACUCAAUGAUACCAUCAUGCUUGUGACUACAAACUUGUUGGAUACAUUUGUAGUUUGUUUUAGUUGUGUUUUCGAUUAUGUUUUGCCCAAUAGGAACUGAUUAAUGUAUUUUAAUUUUGGAGUGACCUUUUUUAUUGUAAAUAACAAUGGGUGUUUCUGAACACUUUUACAUUAACGUGGAUGCUUCUAUGAUACGGAUCAUAAUGAUGACCAUACAUGUUAGCAUGUUUUGUUGUAGCCUCUGAACGGUAUUUCACUUGUCAUUUUUCACGAUUCUUAAUCAGGGCAUUAUCAGGAUUAAUAUAGAUAUGUUAGAUUACAUUUUACUGUAUCUACUCACUUUGGAACUGAAUGACUUGAAUUUAUUUCUAUUGGGCAAAACAACCCACAACACACACAAAACGAAUCAAAAACUUGAUGUAGUCAUUGUGUGCUAGGAUUAUAGGACCAAAUACUAAACUUUUGACUACUUUAAUACACUAAGUGAAUUUGUCCAAUAUACUUAGGACUUCUUCAAAUGCGGAGACUAGAUACAUCAAGUGCUUUCAUUUAUUUCUAAACAGUAAAACAUGUAUGAAGAUUCACCUUUUAUUUAAGGGUCAUUCUGUGCUGUCGCCUCACAUUAAACAUUUGAUCUCACAUCCAAAAUGCUGGAGUAUAGAGACAAAUUUUAAAUGUUAGCUUCACUGUCCAAAUACAUACGGAGGGGAGUGUAUUGCCGUAGGUGACAGUAAUAGGAGCACACAUGCUGUGUGUGCAGACAUGCUUUGGGGAGAAUGUUCAUUUAAUCGGCAUUAUAAUUCGUAUUUUAAAGAAAGCCCACCCAGGCCUAUAAACUGUACGUCAGUUCUUAGGCUACUCUAUGGUGUCAAAGAUAGUGCCUCAGCGUUAAGAAUUGUAAUCUCAUGAGUUAAUUUAUUUUUAUUUUAUUUAUUUUUUAUUUAACUAGGCAAGUCAGUUAAGAACAAAUUCUUAUUUACAAUGACGGCCUACCAAAAGGCAAAAGGCCUGCGGGGAUGAGAUAAAAAAAUAUAUAUUUAUAUAUAGGGCAAAACACAUCACGACAAGACAACACAACACUACAUAAAGAGAGACCUAAGACAACAACAUAGCAAGUCAGCAACACAUGACAACACAGCAUUGUAGCAACACAACAUGAUGACAACAACAUGGUAAAGACAUUAUUGGGCACAGACAAUGGCACAAAGGGCAAGAAUGUAGAGACAACAAUACAUCACGCAAAGCAGCCACAACCGUCAGUAAGAGUGUCCAUGAUUGAGUCUUUGAAUGAAGAGAUUGAGAUAAAACUGUCCAGUUUGAGUGUUUGUUGCAGCUUGUUCCAGUCACUAGCUGCAGCGAACUGAAAAGAGGGACCCAGGGAUGUGUGUGCUUUGGGGACCUUUAACAGAAUGUGACUGGCAGAACGGGUGUUGUAUGUGGAGGAUGAGGGAUGCAGUAGAUCUCAGAUAGGGGGGAGUGAGGCCUAAGAGGGUUUUAUAAAUAAGCAUCAACCAGUGGGUCUUGAGUCGGGUAUAUAGAGAUGACCAGUUUACAGAGGAGUAUAGAGUGCAGUGAUGUGUCCUAUAAGGAGCAUUGGAGGCAAAUCUGAUGGCCGAAUGGUAAAGAACAUCUAGCCGCUCGAGAGCACCCUUACCUUCCAAUCUAUAAAUUAUGUCUCCGUAAUCUAGCGUGGCUUGGAUGGUUAUCUGAAUCAGGGUUAGUUUGGCAGCUGAGGUGAAAGAGGAGUGAUUACGAUACAGGAAACCAAGUCUAGAUUUAACUUUAGCUUGCAGCUUUGAUAUGUGCUGAGAGGACAGUGUACCGUCUAGACAUACUCCCAAGUACUUGUAUGAGGUGACUACCUCAAGCUCUAAACCCUCAGAGGUAGUAAUCACAUCUGUGGGGAGAGGGGCGUUCUUCUUAUCAAACCACUUGACCUAUGUUUUGGAGGUGUUCAGAACAAGGUUAAGGGUAGAGAAAGCUUGUUGGACACUAAGAAAGCUUUGUUGUGGAGCAUUUAACACAAAAUCCGGGGAGGGGCCAGCUGAGUGUAAGACUGUCAUCUGCAUAUAAAUGUAUGAGAGCGCUUCCUACUGCCUGAGCUAUGUUGUUGAUGUAAAUUGAGAAGAGCAUGGGGCCUAGGAUUGAGCCUUGGGGUACUCCCUUGGUGACAGGCAGUGGCUGAGACAGCAGAUGUUCUGACUUUAUACACUGCACCCUUUUGAGAGAGGUAGUUAGCAAACCAGGCCAAAGACACCAAUACUCCUUAGCCGGCCCACAAGAAUGGAAUGGUCUACCAUAUCAAAAGCUUUGGCCAAGUCAAUAAAAAUAGCAGCAGAACAUUGCUUAGAAUCAAGGGCAGUGGUGACGACAUUGAGGACCCUUUUAGGUUUGCUGUGACACAUCCAUAACCUGAGCGGAAACCAGAUUGCAUACCAGAGAGAAUACUAUAGACAUCAAGAAAGCCAGUCAGUUUAUUAUUGACAAGUUUUUCCAACACUUUUGAUAAACGGGUCAAAAUAGAAAUAGGCCUAUAACAGUUAGGAUCAGCUUGAUCUCCCCCUUUUAAAUAAAGUACGAACCGUGACUACCUUCCCAGAAAUGAGAGACAGGCUUGGCGAUGAUAGGGGCAGCAACCUUGAAGAAGAAAGGGUCUAAACCAGUGGUUCUUAACCUUGUUGGAGGUACUGAACCCCACCAGUUUCAUAUGCGCAUUCACCAAACCCUUCUUAAUUGGAAAAAUAAAAUAUGAUUUUUUUCAAAUUCAAAACAUAGGUAUAUAUUUUACUGGUGCACAAAAUGAACCGUGCAUCAACAUCAACACCGUGUGUUCAAAGAACAAAAUCAUCAAAACAUGAUUUUCACACAAAAACAAAAACGUAAUAAUGAAUAUUUACUGCAAAUCAGUGUGACUUCUGCUGUUGCCUUUCAGAGACCAGUUCAGUUUCAGAGACCAAAUGCGCGGCUUCACCUUGGCAAGUGCCACUCUCAUGUCAUUUUCGCAACAAAGUCUGUUCCUUUUCUUCGUUUUUAUGUCCAGCAUCCUCGAAAAGGAUUACUCGCAAAGAUAUGUUGUAACAAACGGUAUGAAAAUCUCCAGAUCUUUCUUAGCAAUAACAGGGUACGUCACCAUUUGUUGACACCAAAACAUUGAACGCGUUGUUGUUCUGAAGAGUUGCUGUUGAACCUGGCUCUGCUGAAUUUCAAUGAUUUCAUCGAUGUAUUCAUCAUUGACAUCUGUUGUCUCAACACUAAACGUGAACGGCUGUCUCACCCAUGCUGGAUAUGACUCUCUUGUAGGGAAGUAUCCGUCGAGAGACUUUGCAAGCUCAUCUAAGUGCGUGGCAAUUGCUUGCUUCAGUUCCACGGGUACAGAAAGGUCUCCGAUUCCAGAUACAUCUUCGAUCUUACUUACACAGUCGACCAGCAGGGGAAAGUUUGCGAAGUUAUCAUUCUCUGUUUGUCGUUUCCAUAACGGUAGCUUUUUUUGAAAAGCCUUCAUGUUUUCCUCCGCUUCGAUGAUGUUGACUCCACCGCCCUGCAUCUUUUGAUUGAGAUGAUUGAGAGCUGCGAAGAUAUUAGCCAUGUACGCUAAAAUGAGAAUGAACUCAGAAUUUUUGAAGCAAUCUGCAUGACAAUGCUGGUGCUCUUGCAAAAACAGGGCUAAUUCCACACGCACGGCAAAAACACGAUUCAGCACCUGUCCCCGGGAUAACCACCGAACGUUAGAAUGGUACAGAAGUACCUCGAAUUCAGAGCCCAUUUCUUUACACAGCUCACUGAAGAUGCGGUGCCUCAGAGCACUAGUUCGCACAUAGUUCACGCUUUCCACUACAAUUUUUAAUACUUCUGCCAGUUUUGGAGGCAAGGUUUUUGUUGCCCAACGCAUGCCUGUGCAGAAUACAAUGCGGAACAAUGAUGUGUGGUGCAUCGGCUUUCACUAGCGCACCAAAACCAGACUUUCUUCCCAGCAUGACUGGAGCUCCGUCCGAACCAACUGCAGAAACCAUAUCCUACGAAAGAUUGUUGUCUUUGAAGAAGUCAUCCACAAGUUUCUUCACAUCGACUGCCUUAGUUGUUGUUGUAAGAGGCUUACAAAAUAAAAAAUCUUCCUUUAUCACGUCGUCUUUCACAUAGCGCACGAAUACAUCAAGCUGGCUUAGAUUGGCAACGUAUGUGGUCUCGUUGAGUUGAAGGCUGAAUUUUGCCGGGCUUGAAAUCAGAUCUGCAACCACUUGAGCCAAGAUGUCUUUGCUCAUGUCCACUAUUCUGUCGCUGAUGGUGUCAUUUGAAAGAGGAAUUUGGGAUAACUUAACUUCAGCCUCUUUUCCCAGCAUGAUUUUCGCCAUCUUCAACACAGCUGGUUCUAUGAGUGUUUCACCAAUGGUGUGUGGUUUGCCCUGCUUUGCGAUCAAUUAAGCAAAUUCGUACGAUGCUGUGAGGAUCGGUUUGUUGAUGGGUACAAAGCCGAGAACAGGCAGAGUAGCCUUUUCAUCGAAUCUGGCUCUCUUCACCUUGAAUUCAGCGAGCGUUGUGUUCUUGUAUUUUCCAUCUCCAUGCAGCUUAAUGAAGUGUUCUCUUAGUUUUGCCGGUGCUAGACUAGAAUUGCUCAACUUGGCUUUGCAAAUCAUGCAGUUAGGACGCUGACUCCCAUCACGUUCCGUUAUACAUGUGAAUCCAUAUUGUACAUAUUCGUCCGACCACUUUCUUUUUUUGCUCGACAUAGUAAAAGUAUGAAGGGAUUAAAAUAUUAAGAAAGAAAUCACAAGACGUACCAUCACGACAGUCACAAGUCGACUACUGAGCGCACCAAAUUCCCUGCAGCACAGAUAGGCCAAGCGAUGUAGCGUGAUCACCUGCAGCCAAUGAUGGCCAAGCGGGGCGUGUCAUCACGAAUCAUAUGAGUCGGAUGUGUGUCUUGACCUCUGCCUAACCCCUGAGACUGACUCACCGAACCCCUGGGGUUCGAUCGAACCCAGGUUAAGAACCACUGGUCUAAACCAUCUGACCCAGAUGUUUUUUUGGGGUCAAGUUUCAGGAGGUCCUUUAGCACCUCGGACUCAGUGACUGCCUGCAAGGAGAAACUUUGUAGCGGGGCAGGGGAAAAAGAGAGAGAAGCAUUGGGGAUAGUCACAUUAGAAGGGGUGGGAGAUGAGGAAAUGUUGGCCGGGCAAAGAGGCAUGGUGAGUCAAAUAGGAAUCCUGACUUAAUGAAGUGGUGAUUAAAGGGCUCAGCCACGUGCUUCAUGACAGUAACAACCACAUCAUCAACAUUAAGGGACAUGGGCAGCUGUGAGGAGGAGGGUUUAUUCUCCAGGUCUUUAACUGUUUUCCAGAACUUCUUGGGGUUAGACCCACAGAGAGAGAUGAAUGGUAAAAUAAAAUCCUACCUGCCCACACAGCAAAUUAAUAUUGUAGUUACAAUUCAUAUGCUCAGCAAAGUAUAGUUUGUGAACUCACAUUGGCUUAUAUAACGAGACAGCAUAAACAUUUGCAAAUAGAAUUGCUACAUGAAAUGCCUAUCCACUUUUAUAUCCAUUAUAUUUUCUUUACUAUGACAUUGGCAAGCUCAAAACAUAUGAAAUUACCUGUUUUAUGUGCCAAGAAUAGCACAGUGCUUGCUUCUGUUCUAUUCCAAACAGUGACAUUUUUAUACUUGUGUAUGAACAUAUUUACUAUAGGAUUCUUGCAGCAGAGGGGGUGCAUACUGUUAUUUUCACCAUGACUUUUCAUGGAACAGUGUUGACUAGGAUUAAAAUGAGGGUUGCUAAAUACACUGCUCAAAAAAAUAAAGGGAACACUUAUCUUCUUCUGGCUGCAAGCCCCUUGUCGGUACACUUAUGACAACAGCCAGCUCAAUUGCAGGGCGCGAAAUUCAAAAUAUAUAUUUUUUAAAUAUUUAACUUUCACACAUUAACAAGUCCAAUACAGCAAAUGAAAGGUACACAUCUUGUGAAUCCAGCCAACAUGUCUGAUUUUUAAAAUGUUUUACAGCGAAAACAGCACGUAUAUUUAUGUUAGCUCACCACCAAAUACAAAAAAGGACAGACAUCUUUCACAGCACAGGUAGCAUGCACAAAGCCAACCUAACUAACCAAGAACCAACCAAACAACUUCAUCAGAUGACAGUCUUAUAACAUGUUAUUCAAUAAAUCUGUUUUGUUCGAAAAAUGUGCAUAUUUCAGGUAUAAAUCAUAGUUUACAUUGCAGCUACAAUCAGAAAUUGCACCGAAAGCAGCCAGAAUAAUUAGACACCAACGUCAAAUACCUAAUUACUCAUCAUAAAACAUUUCUGAAAAAUACAUAGUGUACAGCAAAUGAAAGACAGGCAUCUUGUGAUUCCAGCCAAUAUUUCCGAUUUAUUAAGUGUUUUACAGCGAAAACAAAAUAUAGCGUUAUAUUAGCUUACCACAAUAGCCAGAAAGACAAGCCAUUUCCCAGUAGCAAAAGGUUAGCGAUCGUAACAAACAAGCAAAAGAUAUAUAAUUUUUGACUAACCUUGAUAUUCUUCGUCAGAUGACAGUCCUAUAACAUCAGGUUAUACAUACACUUAUGUUUUGUUCGAAAAUGUGCAUAUUUAGAGCUGAAAUCAGUGGUUACACAUUGUGCUAACUUAGCUACUUUUUCCACAACGUCUAAACAGCAACGAUAUUUUUCUGACACGUUUUCUGAUACACAUAUUCUGACCAAAUAGCUAUUCAUAAACAUAACUAAAAAAUACAUGUUGUAUCGAAAAUGAUAGAUCCAUUAGUUCUUAAUGAAAUCGCAGUGUUAGAAUUCUAAAAAAUAACUUCAUUACGACAUCCAGCUUCGGUAUAGCUGAGUACCCAAACGUUGGGCGUCGGCGACUAGUUCACAUGCACGACAGAUAUAUGAAAUAGCAUCAUAAAAUGUUUCUUUCUUUUGGUGAUCUUCCAUCAGAAUGUUGGACAAGGUGUCCUUUGUCAAGAACAAUCAUUGUUUGGAAUUAGAACAUUCAUUUUCCCUCUUGAAUUAGCAAGCGCGCUAGCCUAGUGGCACAAAGCUCUCCAUGUCAACAAACGGAAGAGAACGGAACACGGCAAAACUCCCGAAAAAUUUUCAAUAAUCUGAUGAAACUAUGUUGAAAAAACAUACUUUACGAUGAUAUGGUCACAUGUAUCAAAUAAAAUCAAAGCCGGAGAGAUUAGUCGUCCAUAACGGCAGCUAAACAGAAGGCAAAUCCAAGUACCCUUUCGCGCCUCCAGAAAACAGGAAAUGGGAGGACACGUCAUACAAAGAGCCUGUAUUCCACUUCAGACCAAGAUAAAAAACUAAAUUUCUUCUCUCACCGCCUCUUGACAUCCAGAGGAAGGUCUAUGAAGUGCACGUAUACUCUUACGUAUCAUGCCCAUUUAUAGGCAGGAAGUAGAACAGAGCCCCAAUUUCAGACUUUCCACUUCCUGGUCAGGAAGUUUGUGCCAAAUGAGUUCUGUUUGACUCACAGAUAUAAUUCAAACGGUUUUAGAAACUAGAGAGUGUUUUUUAUCCAAUAGUAAUAAUAAUAUGCAUAUUGUACGAGCAAGAAUUGAGUACGAGGCCGUUUGAAAUGGGCACCUUUUAUCUGGCUACUCAAUACUGCCCCUGCAGCCCAAACAGGUUAAACAACACAAUGUAACUCCAAGUCAAUCACACUUCUGUGAAAUUAAACUGUCCACUUAGGAAGCAACACUGAUUGACAAUAAAUUUCACAUGCUGUUGUGCAAAUGGAAUAGACAAAAGGUGGAAAUUAUAGGCAAUUAGCAAGACACCCCCAAUAAAGGAGUGGUUCUGCAGGUGGUGACCACAGACCACUUCUCAGUUCCUAUGCUUCCUGGCUGAUGUUUUGGUCACUUUUGAAUGCUGGCGGUGCUUUCACUCUAAUGGUAGCAUGAGACAGAGUCUACAACCCACACAAGUGGCUCAGGUAGAGCAGCUCAUCCAGGAUGGCACAUCAAUGCGAGCUGUGGCAAGAAGGUUUGCUGUGUCUGUCAGCGUAGUGUCCAGAGCAUGGAGGCGCUACCAGGAGACAGGCCAGUACAUCAGGAGACGUGGAGGAGGCCGUAGGAGGGCAACAACCCAGCAGCAGGACCGCUACCUCCGCCUUUGUGCAAGGAGGAGCACUGCCAGAGCCCUGCAAAAUGACCUCUAGCAGGCCACAAAUGUGCAUGUGUAUAUAUUGUAUAUGCAAGGAGCCAAGUAUUGCUCAAAACGCUUAUUGAAUAUUUAGCUUUAUUGGUUGGUUUGAGUGGUAAGCAAUGUAUGAGGAAUGUAAAUAGUCAACCGUUCAAUUCUCUUAAAUAAAUACGAUUUAUGUCUGCUUGAAGGAUUGUUUAGAAUUGUUUGGAAAUUAAUUGUUUAGAAAUUAAGAUAAUAGAGUCUUGUCUGUCAGGUGUCUGCAAUUCUUCAAUCUUAUCAAUUAACAUGAGAAAUAAAGGCAUCUUAGUUUGUUGAUGUUUCCAUGCCCUA
This is a messenger RNA of Salvelinus fontinalis (brook trout), 11985 nucleotides long. RefSeq names its product protein orai-2-like. Gene Ontology annotation, molecular function: store-operated calcium channel activity. The transcript has 3 exons. The record is from RefSeq and is a predicted model, not a curated record. Bases 451 to 1329 code for a protein of 292 amino acids. Gene Ontology annotation, cellular component: membrane. NCBI's taxonomy places the organism in Eukaryota, Metazoa, Chordata, Actinopteri, Salmoniformes, Salmonidae. Gene Ontology annotation, biological process: store-operated calcium entry.